Molecule: messenger RNA, 1295 nt
Organism: Choloepus didactylus (southern two-toed sloth)
Lineage: Eukaryota; Metazoa; Chordata; Mammalia; Pilosa; Megalonychidae
Product: activated RNA polymerase II transcriptional coactivator p15
Exons: 1
Coding region: 50-433 (127 amino acids)
Biological process (GO): positive regulation of transcription initiation by RNA polymerase II
Cellular component (GO): transcription regulator complex; nucleus
Molecular function (GO): DNA binding; transcription coactivator activity
Source: RefSeq, a predicted model, not a curated record
CUCGAGAGAGCGAGCUAGCAGGCGGCAGCUUGGCUGCAGGAGCGGAGCAAUGCCUAAAUCAAAGGAACUUGUUUCUUCAAGCUCAUCUGGCAGUGAUUCUGAUAGUGAAGUUGACAAAAAGUUAAAGAGGAAAAAGCAAGUUACUCCAGAAAAACCUGUAAAGAAGCAAAAGACUGGGGAAACCUCAAGAGCACUAUCAUCUUCCAAGCAGAGCAGCAGCAGCAGAGAUGAUAACAUGUUUCAGAUUGGAAAAAUGAGGUAUGUCAGUGUUCGGGACUUUAAAGGGAAAGUCCUAAUUGACAUUAGAGAAUAUUGGAUGGAUCCAGAAGGUGAAAUGAAACCAGGAAGAAAAGGUAUUUCCUUAAAUCCCGAGCAGUGGAGCCAGCUGAAGGAACAGAUUUCUGAUAUUGAUGAUGCAGUAAGAAAACUGUAAAGUCAGAGCCAUAUAAAACCUGUACUGUUCUAGUUGUUUUAAUCUGUCUUUUUACAUUGGCUUUUGUUUUCUAAACGUUGUUUUCCAAGCUAAUGUAUAUUUGGAUUGCAGAACAAUUUGUAAGGUGAAUACUUUUUUUUUAAUGUGCAUUAUUAAAAAUGUUCUGAGUGAAGCUAAUUGUCAGCUUUAUUAAGGAGGAUUGCUUCGUGCCCACCACCUAGUGUAAAAUAAAAUCAAGUAAUACAAUCUUAAUGGUUGUGGCCUUUUUUGAUCAGAAGAGGUGAUAACUGUUUGAGGCCAAAAAGAACAGUUUAUAGACCUUUCAGUUUCAACAUUAAGAAGGAUUUGCAUAGCACUGAAUUUAUUCUUGAUUUGUGAAAAUCAAUAGUUGAUCUGUUGUCUUCCAACCAAAUGUCUAGACUUGUUUGACUUUUCCACCCCAAUGAUAUUUCACUUGCCCUUUUUUCUUCAGUUUCCCUUAUUAACUUAUCUUUUCAUGUUCAGUUUUCACUCUUUUCCUUGAAUAUGUUAUGCUAAUUUAGAAACAUCAGUGAAACUGUCAGAAUGUUAGUUAUCUUAGUAAAGCACUUGUAAUUAAAAUAUUAUAUGGGAACUACAAUCACUAAUUUUACUGUAUUAAAUAUUAGGAGAUAUAGUUUGAUUAACAAUAUGGCUUGUAUGAAAACUGAGCAAGUGUAUAGUGUUCUGUGUAGUUGUUACCUUAUUGUUUAGUCUGCAGAAAAUAAUGGCUUAGAUGUCUGAUUUGCUUUCACUUACUAAAUAUGUUCACCAUGGGAUGAUGUCUAUAAAAUCAGAUAUUGUUAAAUUAGACUAGGAUUUAAUAAAAAUUGUGAAAGCUUUA